GAAAAAUGCACACAUCUAAAAUUCUUUGUUGAUCGCAAAAAAAAACAGAAAAAGCUGCAAUGACUUGCACAGAAAUUUUACGUGAACUUCAGUGUAAAACUCCGCCUUGUCCCUGCCAGAAGUGCGCCAAGCUACGUGGUGAGAGCGGAAAUGGAAACGUUAAUGGUGAAAGUAAUUUUCGAGAUACGCCGCCAGAGCGGCCAACACCAAAAUAUCAGUUUCAGUGUAAAUGCCUUUGUGAUACGGAUACGGAAAUGCCCUAUAAACGGAAAUGUCCACCACCUCCGCCACAGCCCAAGCAAACUGUUAAAACCAAUGAAAAGUGUGUAGAAGAUGAUUGUAAUACGGGGAAAGGUUGUUGCAAUACGGGACGCAACUUUUUGUCCUUUAUGAUAAGCAUAAUUGGCUUCAUAGCGUUUUUAAUAAUAGCCGCCAUCGUGUUCUGGCUUUUAGUGUUGAAAUGUACAAUUAUCCUGUCCAUCAAAGUAUAUAAAUCGAAGAGAACUACGCAAGUGACUGUAGUGAGCAUAAUUGGUUUAUUGUUUCUGCUUAUAUUUUGUACGGCUGCGUUGACAUGUUUUCAAAGAUAUUCGGCUAGACGUUCGACGAGCAAACUUGCAGCACAACCUGUCACUAAAAUAAAAUCCGAACCCUCUGGCAGUUGGUAUACAUUUAAAAGGAGUCAACGGCAAGCAAUUGCGCCGCCACUCAAAGUGAGUAAGACCCGUUAUCCUUGGACACUUUAUUCUGCUACUCCGGGCACAGCAAAAGAAGUCACUUCCACAGUCAGCAAAGUUGAAACACGUUCUUCGUGGAUACCUUUUGGUAGAGGACGUCUGGUAACAACGAAGGAAAUUAAAACGGAAUCUAGCGAACCACGUUCGUCGUGGAUAAAAACACAUAUUUGGCGAGAGACAACAACGAAAGAUAUUGUUACCCCUGUUAAGAAGCCUGAGGCAUCUUCUUCCUGGUUACCAUCAUUUAGAUGGAGUUCGGCUCCAUCGAAACAAAUUGAACAACAAACUAAAACAACAGAGACACGUACCACGUGGAUUCCUUCUCGAUGGUGGGGUUCGUCUCCGCCAAAAGAAAUUGAUUAUCAACUGAGGAAAUCAGAAACGCCUACUCCUUGGCUGUCUACAUUUAGAUGGCGUACAAAACAACCUGAACAAGCACAUAAAAAGAUUGAAAAGCGUUUCUCCUGGCGGCCUUCUAGUUGGUGGGGUCAGUCUCCGCCAAAAGAAAUUGAUUAUCAACUGAAGAAAUCUGAAACUCCCACUACUUGGAUGUCUACAUUUAGAUGGACUUCAACUUCAUCGAAACAAGUUGAGCUUCCACCAAAAAAGACAGAGGCACGGUCAUCUUGGAUUCCAUUUCAGUGGGGUCAGACUGUACCCAAAGUGGUUGAACGAAACGAAACGUCUGUGACGCGUUACACUUGGUUACCUUCCCUCAAGUGGAGGCAGUCACCAGUUAAAAUUGAGACUACAACUACAAAGACGGAAGCGCGCUCUUCAUGGUUACCUUCAUUUAAUCUGCGCUCUAGAUGGACAACUUACUUUACUAAAUCAACUACAACAAAAGAAAUUCAAACUCCACCACAAGCAAGUAAAGUACGUUUCUCCUGGAUGCCUUUUCAUUGGUGGAGUAACAAGUCAGCAAAAGAUAUGGAAAUUGAAUUGACGCAAAAAGAGCAGGAGUCACGUUCAUCUUGGAUACCCUACUUUAAUUGGAGACGGACGAAGACAACCAAAACGACAACAACAAAUAAGGACUCGAAAAAGACUACUUCGACUUCUUACUGGUGGCCAAGUUUUAGUUGGGGUCAAUCAGCUACCACAGUAGCAAGUAACAGACUGUCCGGUGGAAUGCAACAACAGCAGCUUACUGUCACCAUAACCGACGAUGAUGCACGCCAAAUAUAUAAACGGUCCAAGUUGUACGCGAUACCAACAGAAAUGAAACAACCGCCGACUUUGAUCAUCUAUUUACGAGAUUUUAUUCAAAGAAGUACGGACUGAAGAUUCAACAUAAAAGCGGCUAGUUCAAGAGUUAAGUUGAAAACAAUGUGUGCAACCACAAAAAUUAUUGA
This is a messenger RNA of Bactrocera tryoni, 2092 nucleotides long. RefSeq lists its product as uncharacterized. The record is from RefSeq and is a predicted model, not a curated record. NCBI's taxonomy places the organism in Eukaryota, Metazoa, Arthropoda, Insecta, Diptera, Tephritidae. The transcript has 3 exons. Bases 60 to 2021 code for a protein of 653 amino acids.